ACUACGUAGCUGCCUGUGCCUCUUUCUGGCUCCCUGCUGUCUGCCUGGCCGGUGCUCCUGCUCACAGACACGCGCAAGAUGGCCGGACGCACGGAGGAGGCUCGCAGGAGCGGGGAGAGGGAGACGGUGUGCGUGACGGGCGCCGGCGGGUACAUCGCCUCAUGGCUCGUCAAGCUCCUCCUCUCCCGCGGCUACGCCGUGCACGCCACCGUCCGUGACCCGCGUGAUCCCAAGAACGCCCACCUGGGGCAGCUGGAAUGGGCCGCGGAGAAUCUCCGGCUGUUCAAGGCCGACGUGCUCGACAGCGACGCGCUGGCUGCCGCAGUCUCCGGGUGCCGGGGGGUCUUCCAUGUUGCCUGUCCGGUGCCCACGGAUAGGGUUCUUGAUCCGGAGUCAGAAGUACUGGCUCCUGCUGUGCAAGGUACCUUAAACAUUCUUCAGGCUUGCUCAGCUAAUAAUAUUCAGAAGGUUGUUGUGGUUUCGUCUACCGCCGCUGUUCAUUUCGACCCAAAUUGGCCUCCACAUAGACCUAAAGACGAGGAUUGCUGGUCGGACAUAAACUUUUGCAAAAAGAACGAGGACUGGUAUAUGGUUGCCAAGGUUAUUGCUGAAAAGACAGCCCUAGAAUACGGAGAGAGAAAUGGAUUAAAUGUUGUUACAGUUUGCCCUACUAUGGCUUUAGGACCGCUCUUGCGGCCUAUGCUCAAUGUCAGCCAUGAAUUCCUCAUGUACAUUAUUAAAGGAGGUCCUACUAUGAUGAAGAACAUUCCAUGGCACAUAGUUGAUGUCCGAGAUGUGGUUGAUGCUUUGCUUAUGGUAUACAAGAAAGAGGAAUCGACAGGGAGAUACAUCUGUGCACCAAAUUGCAUCAGUGCAAAAGAUCUGGUGAACAUGCUGAAGAGGGAUUAUCCUAAUUACAAUUAUGUAAACUGCGACAAUGAUAUGGUGCUUAACUCUAUAGUUACACCACUUAUGUCGGAGAAACUGAAGAAUUUGGGCUGGAAACCAAUGAAGACACUAGAGGAAACAUUAUUGGAUAGUGUUGAAUGCUAUAAGAAGAUGGGGCUUCUAAAAGAUGCUGAGGGAUGCCCUUGUCGUCUUCCUCACCUUUUUCAUAUGGCUAUAGAAAAAUGAAGAAUACUCACCAUUGCUUCUUGUGUUACCUAAUUACUCUUUGAACAUUGUUGGGUAUGUGUUCUAAUCACACACCAAUAAUGUUGACAUUCAAUGGGUUGUGGUUGAUUUGAAAUAAAUGUUUGGUUUCUUAUGUAAUCUAUAUGGAACAAAGUGCACCUUUCACUUUUUUUGUAUGGAAGUUGUCAUGCAUCUUUUUUCUC
Molecule: messenger RNA, 1337 nt
Organism: Zea mays
Lineage: Eukaryota; Viridiplantae; Streptophyta; Magnoliopsida; Poales; Poaceae
Product: dihydroflavonol-4-reductase
Molecular function (GO): oxidoreductase activity, acting on the CH-OH group of donors, NAD or NADP as acceptor
Source: RefSeq, marked validated